This is a messenger RNA of Osmia lignaria (orchard mason bee), 2184 nucleotides long. RefSeq names its product 4-hydroxyphenylpyruvate dioxygenase (gene Hpd). NCBI's taxonomy places the organism in Eukaryota, Metazoa, Arthropoda, Insecta, Hymenoptera, Megachilidae. The record is from RefSeq and is a predicted model, not a curated record. Gene Ontology annotation, cellular component: endoplasmic reticulum membrane; Golgi membrane. Gene Ontology annotation, molecular function: 4-hydroxyphenylpyruvate dioxygenase activity; lactoylglutathione lyase activity; metal ion binding. Gene Ontology annotation, biological process: L-tyrosine catabolic process.
GCUGAUUUGCGUUUCACAAUUCUAGAAGAAUGUGAUAGAAAACAAGCCUCCACGAUCAACCAAUCACUGAUCAGGAUAUGGAUAGUUAAUUUUGAUGCGCGGAUAUUUAAGCGAGACGCACCUGAGAUUAUGAAUCAUUAAAAAACAGAUCUUUGACUAACUGCACUUUGGUUUUCGUGGAUAUCCAACAUGACCACAUAUACGGAUAAAGGACCAAAGCCCUUGGGUGGAAAGUUUCUAUGCUUUGAUCACAUUAAAUUCUGGGUUGGAAAUGCAAAGCAGGCUGCCAGUUUUUAUUGCACUAGACUAGGUUUUGAACCUUAUGGCUAUCGUGGUUUAGAAACUGGUUCAAGACAAAUUGCAGGUCAUGUUGUGAAACAAAAUCAGAUUAUUUUUGUAUUUGAAUCAGCUUAUGAACCUGAUAACAAAGAGAUGGCAAGUCAUCUCUCCAGACACGGUGAUGGUGUCCGUGAUAUUGCCCUCAACGUUGAGGAUAUAGAGACCAUUGUAAAAAUCGCAAAAGAGAAAGGAGCAAAAGUAAUUAAAGAUAUAUGGGAAGAAAGGGACGAGAAUGGUACUGUAAAAUUAGCUACAAUAAAAACUUACGGAGAUACCUAUCAUACCCUCAUAGACAGAUCGAAGUACAAAGGAUUUUUCCUGCCAGGAUAUCAAAAACUAGAGAAAGAUACGCUUCUCAAGAAUUUACCAAAAGUUGGAUUAAAUUUUGUGGAUCAUAUUGUUGGUAAUCAACCUGACAAAGAAAUGGAACCCGUCGCAAAAUGGUAUGAACGAUGUUUACAGUUUCACCGAUUCUGGUCGGUAGAUGAUACUCAAUUGCAUACUGAAUAUUCUGCCCUACGGUCUAUCGUUAUGACAAAUUGGGAAGAGACAGUGAAAAUGCCUAUCAAUGAGCCUGCUCCUGGCAAAAAGCGAUCUCAAAUACAGGAAUAUGUUGAAUACUAUGGAGGAGCAGGAGUGCAACAUAUUGCUCUUAAUACAAAUGAUAUAAUCACAGCUAUAGAAAAUCUACGAGCCAGAGGUGUGGAAUUCCUGAAUGUACCGGAUACUUAUUACGACAUGUUAAGAAAUCGUUUGAAGAACAGUGGUGUAAAAAUUUUAGAAGAUCUUAAUAUACUUCAGAAAUUGAAAAUUUUAAUUGACUACGAUGAGAAUGGAUAUCUUUUACAAAUAUUUACUAAAAACAUGCAAGAUCGACCGACUCUUUUCAUAGAAGUUAUUCAAAGGCACAAUCACAAUGGAUUUGGAGCUGGAAAUUUCCAAGCACUGUUUGAAGCUAUUGAAAUGGAACAAGCUAAACGCGGCAACUUAUAAAUUAUAACUAGAUAAUCACUUUAAGACUACAUAGAAUUAUGCAUAUUUAUUGCAUUUAAUAAUUUUAUAUGUUGUAUUUAGUGGCCAGCAUCUAUUUUACAAAAAUACAUACAGCAUGAAGAGAAAAUAUGUAAUAACACAAUUCGAAGCACGAUAGUCGACCAUCAAAAUCAAAGAUUACAUAACAUGUUAUUUCGGUAUAAUAUCGUAAUCAUGUAAUCAACAACAGGCGUAUUUAAAAGAAUGAGGAAAGCAAGGCAAUUAUUAAACUGUUUAUUUUUAAUGCUCUCCUGUUUCUUAUUUUGUGGCCAAGAUAUAAGCGGAUAUUUGUUUCUUUUUAUAUAAAAAUUGCAAUAUCUAGAAAAAAUGGAAUAAUAUGUGAUUGACAAAGGAUAUUAAGGAAAAAGUAGCUCACUUAUUUCAAUCUCUGGGGAGUCCAUGGUUCAGAUUUUUGUCUGCUAUUAACCAUGGUGAACUUGCAGACAAUUUUCCUUCACGCGCUAUCAUGAAUGCCUAGGCGGAAAAUGUCGUGUUGGCAAAAGAAUGAAUUCCCCAGUGGCUUCAGCACAAAAAUCUGUGAGAAGGCAUGUGGUGGAUCUUCAUCUGCCUGUAACAGAUUGAACAGAUACGUUAUUAGAAUAAAUAUUAUGAAGGUAAAUAUAUUUAAAAAUAUUCAAUUUGUACACCCUGCAUAAAAUGAACUUCAUAUGCAGCAGUUAAACCAAAUUGAUUGUAUGUAAAAAUAUAUAAAUAUAAGGUAGAUUGUAGUGGACUGUAAUCAAUUAUUUUAUUAACAGUCAUGCAAAAAUUAUACAAAUGCUGUCUGAGAUAUAAAAAACAUAACAAGUAAAA